This is a messenger RNA of Blastocystis hominis, 1266 nucleotides long. RefSeq lists its product as hypothetical. Gene Ontology annotation, molecular function: RNA helicase activity; mRNA binding; ATP binding. The record is from RefSeq and is a predicted model, not a curated record. Gene Ontology annotation, cellular component: cytoplasmic stress granule; P-body. The coding region runs from base 40 to 1266 and encodes 408 amino acids. Gene Ontology annotation, biological process: P-body assembly; cytoplasmic stress granule assembly. The transcript has 4 exons. Lineage: Eukaryota; Bigyra; Opalinata; Blastocystidae.
UUUUUGUUGUUUUCUACUGUUUUUUAUACGCAUACACUAAUGAAUACUCCUGAGAAUCAAAACUUUUCCAAAUACCGACCAAUCGAUCCUAGAAACGAUAAUAGAGUUAAAACAGACGAUGUGAAACCUAUAGAAGGAGAGGAUUUUGAGAAGUAUGGGCUGAAAGAAGAGAUUAUGAGUGUGCUGUGUGAGAAGGGAUGGGAAAAGCCAUCUCCUGUUCAGUCACAGACAAUUCCUUCCAUUCUUUCUGGAAAAGACAUUCUUGCCCGCUCAAAGAACGGAACAGGAAAGACCGGUGCGUAUGUGAUUCCCUGUAUGAAUCAAAUCGACCCCAAAGAGCGAGUUAUCCAAGUUCUUAUUCUGGUUCCUGCGCGUGAACUUGCUCUCCAGACCAGCCGCGUGGUCCGUGAGUUUGGCAAGGCAUUGAAAGUGGACUCUAUGUGUUGCUUUGGCGGCCAGCGACUGGCAGACGACCUCUAUCGUCUCCGCCGUGGCGUUCACGUUCUGGUCGGCACAGCCGCGCGUAUUUUAGACAUCACGCGUCGCGGCCACUGCGAUCUGAGCCACUGCAAAUAUUUGGUUUUGGACGAAGCGGACAAGAUGCUUUCUGACAACUUCCGCCAAGUGGUGGAGGACCUCAUCGCCUUCCUCCCUGCUGAGCACCAGACGCUGCUUCUCUCCGCGACGUUCCCCAGCACGGUGCGAAGCUUCGCCGCGGAAUACAUGCACGAGCCGGUGAUGAUCAACACGAUGAACGAGCUGACGCUGAAGGGCAUCACGCAGUACUAUGUGUAUUUGGAGGAGCGUCAGAAGGUGAACGCGCUGCACACGCUGUUCUCGAAGCUGGAAGUGAACCAGUCGAUCAUUUUCUGCAACAGCGUGGCGCGCGUGGAGCUGCUGGCGAAGAAGAUCAUCGAUCUGGGAUACAGUUGCUAUUACAUCCACUCGCGGAUGGAGCAGGACGACCGAAACAAGGUCUUCCACAACUUCUCGCAGGGCGCGGCGCGCCAUUUGGUGUGCACGGACCUGCUGGCGCGAGGACUCAACGUGACGACGGUGAACGUGGUGAUCAAUUUCGAUCUCCCGCAGAGCUCGGAGACGUAUCUGCACCGCAUUGGACGAUCGGGAAGGUACGGACAUCUGGGACUCGCUGUGAACUUUAUCACGGACAAGGACAAAGAGGUGUUCUUCACCAUCGAGCAGGAGCUGGACAUUGAGGUGCAGCCGUUCCCGAAGGAGGUGGAUCGCAAUCUCUACUGUAUCUAA